AUGGCAGGUGCAAUCAUAGAAAACAUGAGCACUAAGAAACUGGUUUUCUUGGGCUUCUUUAUUUUUGUUCUCCAAGUUCUUUCCAUCAUGGUUGGAGCAUUAGUUGCUCCCAGUCCCACCAGUGCCAUUCGCUACCUGGCCACCAAGUGUAUUGAUCACCACCGGGCGCGCGGCUGGCUCGUGCCGUGGGGAUCGAAUCGGUGCCAGCAGAUUCACAGCUUCGAUGAGCCUCUGGCAAAAACUCUGGAUGCCAACGACAUCGUGUUUUCUGUGCACGUUCCUCUUCCCAACAAGCAGAUGAGUCCCUGGUUUCAGUACAUGCUGGCUGUUCUGCAGUUUGACGUUGCUUUCAAAAUGAUCAAUCAGAUCGAGGAUGACGUCAUCAUCACCAUUGAUGCUGGUCUGGCGUUCAGAGAUGAUCUGAGGUCUGAGUGGACCUCAAAGUUUCGCUCGGUGGUGCAAAGGCCUCUCAGGUGCAUCCUUUCGGUCCCAAAGACGUAUGAAAACGAAGGCCGCUUUUAUCACUGUGACGCCAUACCCUUCAUGGAACUGGGAAGUGUGGCCCACAAAUAUUUUUUGAUCAACCUGCGGCUGCCGGUGAAUGACACAGUCAACGCUGGAAUCGGAGAAAUAAAAGACAUCCAUGUAGUGGGCAUCCACCAGAACGGAGGCUUCACCAAAGUGUGGAUCAGCAUGAAGACCGUGUUCAGUCCCUGGAUAUUAGUGGAGACAGCCUGGUACUGGCACAGGAUCCGCCUCAUGGCGAGACCCCCGGUCCUUUUGGAAAAGGUGAUUUUGGCUCUGGGGAUCUCCAUGGCGUUCCUGAACGUGCCGCUGGAGUGUCUCUCUCUGGGCUUUGAGUGGACGUGGAUGCUGCUGUUUGAAGAUGCUCAACAGGGCGUCUUCUACUCCACGCUCUUCUGUUUCUGGAUCAUCUUCUGUGGGGAACACCUCAUGGACCAAAGCCAGAGGAACCGUCUCUCGACGUACUGGUGGCAGGUCGGGCUGGUGAUGUUCGGCUCAUUUAUCCUCCUCAUAUUCGACCUGAGUGAAAGGGGCGUUCAUUUGACUAACCCGUUCUACAGUGUUUGGGCGUCAGAAGUUGGGACGAAGGUGGCUGUCACCUUCAUCAUCGUCGCAGGGAUUUCUGUGUGUCUGUAUUUCCUCUCGCUGUGUGUCAUGGUGCGUUGUGUGUUCAGGAACAUCGGCGGGAAAAUGCAGCAACUUCCUGCGAUGCCGGAGGCCAGGAGGCUGCGCUACAAGGGUAUAAUCUUCAGAUUCAAGUUUUUGAUGCUGGUGACUCUCGCAUGUGCAGCCAUGACGGUCGUCUUCUUCAUCUUAAAUCAAGUCAGCGAGGGUCACUGGCACUGGGGAGACUACACCCUCCAAGUCCACAGCGCUUUCCUCACGGGGAUCUACGGCAUGUGGAACCUGUAUGUUUUCACCAUUAUCUUCCUGUAUGCUCCCUCCCACAAACACAACAGAACCACGUCAGGAGAAAGUCAACAAACAGAUGUGGUAGAGAGCCAGCUGACAGCUGGAGAGCAGGGGCCGACGGAGACCUACAGGAUCACUGGGAAGGUGGCUGCCGAAUAA
This is a messenger RNA of Plectropomus leopardus (leopard coralgrouper), 1596 nucleotides long. RefSeq names its product protein wntless homolog. The record is from RefSeq and is a predicted model, not a curated record. Gene Ontology annotation, cellular component: endomembrane system; organelle membrane. Gene Ontology annotation, biological process: Wnt protein secretion; Wnt signaling pathway; intracellular protein transport. NCBI's taxonomy places the organism in Eukaryota, Metazoa, Chordata, Actinopteri, Perciformes, Serranidae. Gene Ontology annotation, molecular function: Wnt-protein binding.